Molecule: messenger RNA, 2095 nt
Organism: Spodoptera frugiperda (fall armyworm)
Lineage: Eukaryota; Metazoa; Arthropoda; Insecta; Lepidoptera; Noctuidae
Product: inactive ubiquitin carboxyl-terminal hydrolase MINDY-4B
Exons: 12
Coding region: 201-1583 (460 amino acids)
Biological process (GO): protein K48-linked deubiquitination
Molecular function (GO): K48-linked deubiquitinase activity; cysteine-type deubiquitinase activity
Source: RefSeq, a predicted model, not a curated record
UUUAAUAUCCUAAUACAAUAAAUCUACUAGUACUAAUACUACUCAUAUUCAAUAAACUAAAACAUAUCAAAUAAACAAAACAAAUUAUUUUUGUCAAAGCAAACAGACAACAUAAUAUAAAUGAAAAGCUAAAACAAUGAAUAAACAUUCAUAGUGACACGAAUAUACAAAAAUAAUAAAUAAAAAAACAAAUAUUAAAAAUGGACCAACUGACGAAAUAUCUAGUGUAUAAUAAAACGCCAAAAUGUCGGAAUGAAAUGGACUAUGAAGCAAUCAAGGCGCAGAAAAAAGAAGAAAAUGAGAAAAAGGAUGGAAUAGUGGACAAGAGAUUGAGACUUCUCUCGCCGGACCGUGAAAUAGAUCAUGAGGAGCGCGUUCUGUACGCGAGGAACAAGUUAUUGAAUGGGGCGAGACCAGCUGUGGUCGGUGGAAAGCCGAUAACUGAAGAGUUGGCGACCGAACUUCGGGUAACCUGCUUCAGCUCAGCCUCUUGUCCUCCACGUGGCGAAUGGAUCCGCACUCCAUUGGUGAUGAGGCCUCCUGAUCAGCCACUUGGUUAUGGACUGGCUGCUCCGAGGAAUGGAGCUAGAUCUCUGCUAUCAGCUCUCCAAGCUCAUGUAAUCAAGUGGCUGCUGUUCGAUUCGAGGCCACAGACUAAAGACAAUAAGUGCGAUGUCCCUCCAGACACAUACCUUCGACCAUCGGAAGAGCGUCAGGAGGAAGCCCUGUGGCGUGCUUGCAGCGAAGUGAUCUGGCGCUGUGGUGGUGGAAACUCGGGGCAGGCUGGAGUGGAACCCAAGGCAUUGGUGGCUUUACCAACUGACCACUGUUAUGUGCAGCAUAGCUCUCAUUAUUACCAGGAUGGAGUCACUGAGAAGCUGCAUAUUUUCGAAUUCACUACUUUGGAGGAUCUUCAAAUAUUUUUGAAACGGUAUUUAUAUUUGUUUCAAACUGAGGACGGUGUUGGAGCAUUGCUGUUGCUCUAUGCUUGUGUUUUGUCGAGAGGAUGUGAUAAUGUAAAGAAAGACCUGGACGGUAAGAUCACCCACCUGGUGUCCGCUCACGUGGAAGGGUCUAUCAAUGUGGUGACGCUGCUCCUCACUGGGCGAGCCACUCCGUAUCUUCACAAUGGCGUCCUGUAUGUCGGUGACGAAGAUCAUUACGCAAUGCCUCAAUUCGGUAUACUGUCCCGCAGUCCAGUCGGUCUUUUAGUAUGGUAUGGAGGAGAAGAAAACUCCAAGAACAAUAUCAAUAAGCAGUAUCCUGGAUCCAGGUUGAAAACUCCAGCUCUACCUAUAUGGGUUACCAGUUGCUCUGGGCACUACGGAGUUCUGUUCAACACCAAUCGCGAACUGCUUAGAAACUAUCAUGCUGAACGAAGGUUCGAUAUUCACUACUACACGUGUGGCGGUUGCAACGUUCUGCUUAAUGUGGACACUCGAGCUCAUGAUGACGCGGUUGGGACAUUACGAACUGAUGACAUCAGCGCUACACCGCUUGAGAAAUUGAUACAUACAAAGUGGCAAGAUGCAAAAAUAACUUGGACUGGGACUACACCAUACGUGGGAGAGCCAGCAAAAUAAAAUAAUCUGCACAAACUUUAGAUUUUUUUUUUUAAACUAUGUAUAACUACUACACCGUUAUUUUCUCCUGUAUUGUGGGAGCAUUUACAAACAUAAAAGUUCACAUACACAUGACUGUCGUUGCUGUAGGGGUUUAGGAAAAUCUUAAUGCUCUUUUACACUCCUUAAGGGACAUAGAAGCCAAGUUUCAGCUUCCUAGAUCUAGUAAUGAAAAAAGUGCGUUGUCAGUCAGUCAAUCAUUCAGUAAUGAAAAAGUUUUAUAUAUACAGAACAUUUGGGAAGUCAAAAAAAGCCUGUAUUUCAGUUAUAAGAUUUUAAUUUUUUGACUUAAUAUCCCAUAUCCCAUAAGGGGCCGAGGGCGUGCACUGAUAUUCUCCAUCGCAAUCUGUCUUGAGCUUCACGCUUCACCUCGCUCCACGUCAUACCGAUGCUCAUUGCUUCUGCCAGUACGGUGCGGCACCAGGUUCGCCGAGAACGGCCACGCUUUCUUUUCCCUUGGUCCAUAUAGUCUU